This is a messenger RNA of Drosophila hydei, 620 nucleotides long. Its product is annotated as larval/pupal cuticle protein H1C. The transcript is spliced from 2 exons. NCBI's taxonomy places the organism in Eukaryota, Metazoa, Arthropoda, Insecta, Diptera, Drosophilidae. The record is from RefSeq and is a predicted model, not a curated record. The coding region runs from base 73 to 543 and encodes 156 amino acids.
CGACAAUUCGUCAACUGGCACAGUCCAACCUACGACACAAGUCAAAGAACUUCAUAACCACAGCAAUCCAAAAUGUUCAAAUUGUUCGUUCUCGCUGCUCUGCUCGCCGUCGCCGCCGCUCGCCCCGGUAUUUUGGCUGGCUCGCCACUGGUCUAUAGCGCACCCACCGCCAUCGUCCAGGAACCCGCCCUGGCCAAGAUUGGCGCCGUGGUGAAGAGUGUGCCCACCGCCGUCUCCCACCAGAGCGUGACCCAGGUGCACAGCUCGCCAGUUGUUGAGGAUGUGGUUGCGCCCGUUGUGAAGACCACCGUGCAUGCUGCUCCCGUGACCACCUAUGCCGCUGCCGCACCUGUUGCCACCUAUGCGGCCACUUAUCCAGCAGUUGCUCCAGUGUCCACCUACUCGGCCCUGCCCACCACAUAUGCCGCUGCCCAUGUGCCAUAUCUGAAGAGCGUGUCGCCACUGGCUUACUCUGCACCACUGGCCUACUCGGCACCACUGCUGCACCACGCACCACUGACCUACGCAGCCGGCGCCUGGUAAGAGCGAGAGAACGAAAGAUUUUGAUCGACGUUGUUGACUUGUGUUCCACCGGAAGAAAAUUAAAUACAAAACUCAAA